This is a messenger RNA of Oncorhynchus nerka (sockeye salmon), 4364 nucleotides long. RefSeq names its product potassium voltage-gated channel, KQT-like subfamily, member 1.2 (gene kcnq1.2). Lineage: Eukaryota; Metazoa; Chordata; Actinopteri; Salmoniformes; Salmonidae. Gene Ontology annotation, molecular function: voltage-gated potassium channel activity. Gene Ontology annotation, cellular component: voltage-gated potassium channel complex; membrane. The coding region runs from base 148 to 2274 and encodes 708 amino acids. Gene Ontology annotation, biological process: potassium ion transmembrane transport. The transcript has 18 exons. The record is from RefSeq and is a predicted model, not a curated record.
UCACACAUGUAGCCUAACACAGAGUGCUUAGACCUCUGGGGUGGACGUGCCUUGUUGUUAGCUGUUUAUCUCCUCCCACCUGGACCUCAGGUCGGAGCUUUGACCCAGCCUCCUCUUCCUCUGAUCAGGACCGUUCUCUUUGGCAGUAUGGGUGAGAAGCGGGGUAGUCCCUUCCAGCUGCUGAACCGCGUGCACAGAGACUGCGAUGGUAGUGGUGGAGGAUCCAAAACCUUAGAGCCAAAAGGUCAUGACACCACCAGCCUCACCAACCCGGACCUGGGCAUCAUGGACAGUGCUGCUGCUGCUGGCAGUACAUGCUUCUCUCCUGUUUCACUGGAACUGGACCCCACAGCGGUGAAUAAUGGAUCAGACAUUCCCUGCAGCCUGCAGACGGACACAAAAGACCCAGCGCUGCAGAUCGACAGCCGGCCCUCUACCUGCGGCCCUAACCCUCCUCCUCACCCUCCAGCUAGCCGGCUGCUCUCCUCCAAGCACUUCCAGAGCCCCUACAUUACGAAGACUAGCAUGCAGGGGGAUGUCUACAACUUCCUAGAGAGACCCACUGGAUUGAGAUGCUUCCUCUACCACUUCUUGGUAUUCCUCAUGGUCCUAGUGUGCCUCAUCUUCAGUGUCCUGUCCACGAUAGAGCACUAUGCCGAGUUCGCCAGCGGAACUCUCUUCUGGAUGGAGAUUGUCCUGGUGCUGUUCUUUGGGACAGAGUACAUGGUGCGGCUCUGGUCCGCCGGCUGCAGGAGCAAAUAUGUGGGGAUCAAGGGACGACUCCGCUUCAUCAGGAAACCCAUAUCUAUCAUUGAUCUGAUAGUGGUUAUUGCCUCAGCCAUAGUGCUGAGUGUAGGUUCCAAUGGCCAGGUGUUUGCCACAUCUGCUAUCAGGGGGAUUCGCUUCCUCCAGAUUCUACGCAUGCUGCACGUGGAUCGUCAAGGAGGAACAUGGAGGCUUCUGGGAUCUGUAGUCUUCCUCCAUCGACAGGAGCUGAUCACCACGCUGUACAUCGGCUUCCUGGGGCUGAUCUUCUCCUCCUACUUUGUGUACCUGGCAGAGAAGGAUGCUGUGGACGAGGAGGGCAAGACUGGCUUCUCCACCUAUGCUGAUGCCCUGUGGUGGGGCGUGGUGACGGUGACCACCAUUGGCUAUGGGGACAAGGUUCCUCAGACGUGGAUAGGGAAGGCCAUCGCCUCCUGCUUCAGCGUCUUCGCCAUCUCCUUCUUCGCUCUUCCUGCAGGUAUACUGGGCUCGGGCUUUGCUCUGAAGGUACAGCAGAAACAGAGACAGAAACAUUUCAACAGACAGAUCCCGGCUGCAGCCUCACUAAUCCAGGCGCUGUGGCGGUGCUAUGUAGCAGAGAAACCAGAAGGCUGUCCUGCCACCUGGAAAAUGUAUGUCCUCACCGGAGACUACAUCCCUACCAUGAAUUCUGAAAACGACAGCCCAAACCUCAGAAACAAGAGCAAGCGCCCCAAGAGGAAACUGAAGAUGGUCCGUGACAACGGCUCCCUGACCAUCCCUGGAGAGAAGAGGAUGUAUAUUCCUCAGCUCACCUUCGACCACAUUGAGGAUGAAGACGAGAAGAAAGAGGUCCCCUUGUUUCUGGAAGAACAGCCAGUCAUCACCCGGAUGCUCAGACAAACAGGCGUUCAGCACUCAUGGUCCUCUUUCAAUCUGAGCUGUCCUGCCUCUCCAGUUAAGAAAAAACUGGACGGCUCUUCCAUGGACAUCUCCCGGACGAACAGGUUGUGUGAUGACAUGGCCUAUGUCAGCGAGGACAUCCCUUUAACCGUGGUGACAGACACGGCACAGUUGUCUCACGCCCACAAAGCAGCAGUCAAAGUUCUCCGGAGAAUGAAGUACUUUGUGGCCAGACAGAAAUUUCAGCAAGCGAGGAAGCCGUACGACGUGAGGGACGUGAUGGAGCAGUACAACCAGGGACACCUCACCAUGAUGGUCCGCAUUAAGGAGCUACAGAGGAGACUAGACCACACAUUGGGGAAACCAGGAAUGUUUUUGCCAGAGAAAGGCGUAGAUAAGGAAUACCACACUGUGGGAGCCAGACUGAUCCGCCUGGAGGACCAGAUAUACCAGAUGGACCAUAAGAUGGAGGCAGUGCUGAAGAUCUUGGUGGACCAGUACAAGCCCAAGGCAGAGCUGCUCCUGAGGGCCCCAGCCCCAGCCCCUCCACCCCCAGCCCCCUACAGCUCCCGCAUCAGCAUCGUGAGACGCCAGAGCAUCGGCGUCAGCUUGGACGAGGGGCGGUGAUGUCACAGUGGACAGAGAGGCGCCAGUGAUGGAACCACCAGGGGCUAGAACCAGGCAUGAGAUAUUAGCUGCUUGGCCAGGAGGGUACAGACUCAAAUAAAGAAAAAGGGGGUACUCCUGUUACUUCAUUAGGAAGGUGGUGUAGUUUGGCUACUCAUACAUGUAGUACCCCAUGCUACACUUGUCUCAUAACCCCCAAAAUACCUUUAUGUCACUGUCUUUGACCUCUGAACUUAGAGAGAGAAUGUGAACAAGUCAACUCCUGCUUCUGUUCCCCUCUAGUGAAGAGGUGGGCUUGUCUGAAAGUUACGGGAGGUAGAGAACUUUGAGAGGUAACAUGGCAGCAGUAUACUGACAGUCCCUCCUCCGUCCCCCACAUCAUGGUGAACGGGGAUACGGGGUUCUCCUCUUCUUCAGAAGUUUUUUUCUCUCUAUCUCCCUUUGUAAUAGCAGCACUGUGAAAACCUGCUGCUGAAACUUCCACAGCAUAGAGUGUAGGGAAAGCACACAUAAUUCCCCUUUAGUUACAUAAGAUUAGCCUGCCACUUUCACUCCUCUGUAAAUAGUCACAUAAGCUAUGCUAAUGUAUUCAACUGUAUUCAUUCAGUGAGGCACAUCAGAGCACUGAUUAUUAUUAUCAUUUCCAAGCAAACCAACACAUUAAUGACAUUAUUAGGAGCACUCACUAAAGACCACAGCAGACCAGAAGUCUAACAGAGGAAUUCUUCAAAUCCUACUGAUGAUCUUGGCACCAUAAAAACCUAAAUACAGCACCCACUAUUUCCAUAUGGCCACCAAUUCAUCUCAGCUUACUGUAUUUAGGCCUGGCGUAUGUUUGUAGGUAGUUAUCAAGUAACAUAGAGAAGGACCAGGAGAUGAUCUGUUGACUUUGCCCGGAGUGUGUGUCUGUUAGUGGCUGGGCCUGUGCUGCUGGAGCAGAGUAGAGGGGGGGGAAAGCUCUGCAGGAACUAAUCUGGCGCUGAUUUACGGCUACGGUUAAGCUAAUAAAAAUAGCAAAACAGCCGUGACAAGGCAGAGUGCAGUACUACAGAAAUACAGUGAUAGAAAGAACAGUAUGGGGAGUUAUGGUACGGCCUUUUGCAGUUGACUCAACACCCCGUGCCAAGAUUUUCACUCGGAUAUUCCUAUGAACCACUUCACCACCCACCCUUCUUCAUGCUAAAACAUUUUUAUUUUCCUUCUUUGGACUCCAACUGCUGUAUGCAAUUUGAAAUGAAUUUUCCCCAUUAGAGCUGAUUAUUUUUCAUUCUCUUUCUAAUUAAGUGCUGAAUUCCUGGUAAGGGGAGAUUGCUCUGUGUGUGAGUUGACUAAUGAAAAUAAAUACUGGAAAAAUGUGUACAAUUUAAACAGUAGGCUUACAUAAUUUAGUGUGAAGGCCCUGAAAUAUCAGGCUACCACAAAGAGAGAGAGAUGUACCAUGCUUUGAUUUCAAAGCCCUUUAAAGCAUUUGAAUAGAAAGAAUGCUUCUCUUUUAGUUUCUCACAUAUUUCUCGACGGCCAGGACCCAGCUGGGUAUAGCCAGUAGAAAAUAUUUUUUUAAAUAACCAAGCUAUGAAUGCAAGCCCUUCCAUUAUUAUAGUAUGAGAGAGGGAGAGAGGGAGAGAGACAGAGAGAGAGACAGAGAGAGAGAGAGAGAGAGAGAGAGAGAGAGACAGAGAGAGAGAGAGAGAGAGAGAGAGAGAUAGAGAGAGAGAGAGACAGAGAGAGAGACAGAGAGAGAGAGAGACAGAGAGAGAGAGAGACUCUCCACUACUAGUAUAUAUUUUAUUAUUUUGCCGUGGUUGAAGAUUAGUUGUAUGUAUUUUCUAUUAACGGGUUGCUUUUUAAAGCAAGUUUCUUUGACAUAACUGCGCCACAUACAUCUGGCUGACCUGUAUAGUUUUAUAAGAGUUGUGUAUAAUAACAUUGCCUCAUAUUUAUUAUCAUGUGGAACGAUCAACCUGGGAAGUCUCCUGGUCUGUUGAGAGAUGAUGAGAAACAAAGAGUGUUUUAAAACGGAUUGGAAUGACUGUAAAUUAUAUUCACAACCCUCUGUAAAUCUGGUGUAAAUAAAAAUCUAUUUCAUUAUA